This is a messenger RNA of Octopus bimaculoides (California two-spot octopus), 3870 nucleotides long. RefSeq names its product gamma-1-syntrophin. Gene Ontology annotation, cellular component: intracellular anatomical structure; dystrophin-associated glycoprotein complex. Lineage: Eukaryota; Metazoa; Mollusca; Cephalopoda; Octopoda; Octopodidae. The record is from RefSeq and is a predicted model, not a curated record. Gene Ontology annotation, molecular function: structural molecule activity; protein binding.
AUGGCCAGUAUGGAGAAAAAUCUUAUUGAACUGGAGAUGGAAGUACAAUACAUCAAUCUUGACAUAAAUGGUGAAAAACAAGAACAGAAGCAAACAGAAACAACAAACCAGUCUGUGUCUCACUGGGAUGUGCAAUUACCUGAUAUUAUUUGGUUACAGAGGCAUGUAAAUGUUAUGGCAAUAAAUUUUCCUCUGACACAUUAUUUGCUCUCUGAAUACAUUUCAGCCAGUUUGAAAGUAUGGCAUGAUUUUAAGGAGAUUUGGCUGCUUCUAGCAGAUCAAGGAAAGAUACAGAUCAAACAAGGAUUGGUUGUAAUACAUGAUGGAAGAAAUCGUGUUAUUACAGCCAGGUUGAAACUCACAGAGGGGUUACUGUCAGUUCAGAAGGAAGAAAUUGUAUGUACGUCAGCUAAUAGCCAAGAGAACAAAAUACUUAAUCAGGUCAGACUUGUUACAAUCAUCAAAGAAGCUGAUGAAGGACUCGGUUUAAGUGUAAAAGGUGGUGCUGAACACAAAUUACCAGUUCUUAUCUCCCGUAUUGUGAAAGGCCUUGCUGCUGAUCGAUCUGGUCAACUAUUCGUUGGAGAUGCCAUUUUAAAGGUUAAUAGUGUUAGUGUUGAAAUAGCAACUCAUGAUGAAGUGGUACAAGCCCUGAAGAACGCCGGGGAGAAGUUAACAUUAACCGUGAAACAUUUCAAGCAAGCAUCAUAUUUUCUCAACAGGGGCCAAAUGCAAGAACAAUCAACGCCAAGCAAACACAACACAUCCGGUUGGUUACAACUCGAAAAGCAAUGGGUUAACAUGACAUCCAUUCCACUCCUUUAUGCUUACAUAACACGAUAUAUGGCAGGAACUGACAAACUUCGACCUAAUGCAUUUGAGGUUGUUGGAGUCGAUGGUGUAACUUCUGGUGUGGUAGUAUGUGAAGACACAAGAGCCUUAGCAGAAUGGAUUCAGUGCAUAUCUGAAGGAAUUAAUCACCAAUUUCGAAAUUUAAUUUCCAAAUGGAACAAAAUGUUAAUUCCAGAGGAACAGAUAUUCCAUGUUUGUUGGUGUUUUGAAAAAGUUCAGGUCAACCGACAAUGCCAAGCUUGGAGAGCAAAAUUUCUUGCAUUAAAAGGAAGUGAAAUAUUCUUGUUUGAUACUCCUCCUGCUGAUCUGCGAGACUGGAAUCAAUGUGAACGUGUGUCAAAGGUUUAUGAAUCAAUGUUCAAGAUUCUCAAGGACACAGAGUUAACUGAUGACCGCCAACAUUGCUUUAUCAUCCAGACUGGAAGUGGUAGUAGUAUUUAUCUUAGUUUGGAAAGUCGUUCUGAAGUGCUGCAAUUAGAAAAAGCUUGGUACCGGACCAAUCAUCAUGCUGUGAGCCUACUAAAGAGUAAAACAUUUGGCUGUACUUGGAGGAGUUGUCUAUCAGGGUUAACAUUAGAUAUCCAUGUUGGUUUUUCCCUAUACGACAGUGAAACACGGAGUUACAUGUGGACAUAUAGAUUCUCUCAGCUGAAAGGUUCCUCUGACGAUGGCAAAUCAAAGUUAAAACUAUUAUUCCAGAAUGAUUCUACUAAGUUGAUUGAAACAAGAGAAAUAGAAUGUACAAACUUGCAGACAUUGCUAUUUUGUAUACACGCUUUCCUCUCAGCUAAGUUAGCAUCGGUGGAUCCUGGCUUCCUGCAUAAUUUCUGACAGUUUGAAAACAUUUUUGCUGUAAUCAACCAAUACAACCUUAUGUUUUGUCUUACUGUCUUGUUCCAAUGACUGGUGACAACUUUUUCAACUUUGAACCCAUUGAAACACUAUGUGCCACUUAGUGUCAUUCAAGAAGAAAGACUUAACUUGUUUCGUCCAUAGGGAAACCAAAGCUGUGUUUGUUAUUCACAAUCUGAACACAUCUCGUCAGUUGAUAAUAUCAGUCCUAGCUAAGGUUGCUAACUAACACCUAUUCCCCAUUUCUUCCUUGUUUUUUUUUUGUUUAUAUUAUUAUUAUUAUUAUUAUUAUUAUUAUUAUUAUUAUUAUUGUUUUACUUUCCAAAGCUUCUGUUUGAAGCUACAAGUUGCUGACCAAAAAACAAAAAAAAGAAAAGACUUUUAAUCUCUCCCAAAACAACAACAAAAACAAAAUUUGUUCCUGUAUAUUUUUGUAGAAAAUUUGUUAAAGAUUAUUUGGAGGUUAAAACAAAAAAAAAAAGAAAAAUGGAGCAUUUGAUUUGUUGAGACAUUCUAGCUAAAAGUUUUUAAAAAUAGUGAUUGUUUUUUGUCUUUGAACAAUUACCAUUUGAUGUAAAAGUGUAAUUGAGACUGCAAAGGUUGUGUUUGAUGAAAUAUUCUAAACAGUUGUGUUGACUGUAAAUUGUAAACUGGUGUGAAGAACCAAUAUCUUUGGUGAUUACACAUGUUACUUGGUGAAAUAUUAUAAAAUAUUGUAACCCUAAUAAUAUCUUCUAAAGCCAUUUCUAUCCUGUAUUAUUUGGUAUAUUAACAUACAGUAUGAACCUAUAAUAUAUAUAUAUUUAUAUAUAUAUAUAUUAUAUGCCAGUACAUUUCAUUAGCAUUUUCUCAUGUGCAUGUAUGCAUGCCCAUAUCAAGUAACAUGUCAAAAGUAUGGAACAAAUAUGGUUGCUACUACAAUAAGCAGAGUUGAGCUUAUGUGGGCUGCAGAAAAUAUAUUCAUGGAAAUCUCUUUAAAAUAAUUGACUCCCCUUAAUUAAAAAGAAAAUGAAUGAUAAUCUAAUAAUCAUAUAAGCUUCUUAAGAAAUGUUCUAAGGAGCCUUUUGUCAUGUUGAAGAAUUCUGAAUCUCAUUUACUACAUUAGACACUGAUUUUUUUUUACAUUGCCACACAUUCUCAAAGGGUUCAGGUCAAGGUACUAUGCUGGCCAUGUCAUUUGAGAAAUAUGUUUAUUACUUUACAUUUUCACUGAGCUUUCUGCUAAGAUCUAUGGGAAGUGGCAUUUAACAGCUUGGUAGAUGAAUGGGUUAUUCCAAAAUAUAUUAGCAACUACUUGCUACAAACCAGUGUGUAAUUAUCCUGUGUUAUAUUUAUAUAUAUAUGUCAGAGGAAAUUCACUUUAUCUGACCCAGUAAUAUCAACUCCACCAUAUGUGGUACAUACCCAAAACAUAUGGCUUACUUUUGUAGGAAUUCUCUCUUGGUUCAAAAACAAUAUGGUUUCCAUUUCUAAUAAGGUUUUCUCUAAGCAAAAUCAAAUUUGCUUUUUCCAAUGACGUUUUGGAUUUUUCUUCAGAAAAGUUCCACAUUCUGCCAUUGGUUCAUUGUCCUGUGUCCUUUUAUUAACCUUGCACCAUAAACUCGCCUCUGACCAGACUGUUGACUUUUCUUUUUAACAAACUGAGAAAGGCUACCAAAUUUUGCAAUUCUUGUAACCGUCCUCGUAUGAUCUUCCAUUGAGCUAUUCUCAUGGAAACAAGCUGAGGUUCUGUUUUGUUAAAUACUCAUGUAUUACCAUUACAAACAUUUAAAAUUAUUCUUUGAGUUUCUUUUAUUAAGUGUAAAUAUUUUCCAGUACCCAUCUGGUUAAUACAGCCAGUUGUGGCUCACCAUUUUGAGGGCUAUUUUUUAACCCUUCUUCAUCUUUCAAAUUUCUUCAGUAUCUUUGUCAUGGUAGACAGGGAUAAUGACAUGUCAAAUACUCAGGCCAUUUCUGGCUUUAUAUAGUAUCAGUAUCCCAUUUCAUAUCAAAGAUACAAUAACCUUACUCGGACAUCUAUUGUCAGUUUACCACCAUCCGCAACCCCCACCACCCCAGUUACAACCACUAGAUUUAGAUUAAGCAUGUUUACAUUAUGUGAAAUUUAUCACCCACUCAUACCAAUGUCAUCCAUUGUAAAAUAAAAUAAAACAAUAUCACAUUUCA